UUUGCAUUUGCACGCAUGACAUAAUUUAUAGUACUGUGUUUUACUGUUGUACGUUCAUUCGUCUGGUAUUUACUAUAAAAGUAAAUAAUUUAGCUUAACCAGUAGUUGUACGUAACAUGUGAUAAAUUAGUUCAUUUGAGGUUUAAAAUUUUUUGACAGCUGCAGAUAUAACAUCAAUCAUUAAUGAACGUUCAUAUCUGAAUUGUUUUGGUUCCAUUCACGUAUAUUGAUUUACUGUAGCAAGUGACCUGUUUUUCUUACUUGAAAAUGUGUCUCGUAAAUAAUUAAUCAUAUCGUCAUAAAGUGCUGAAGUGAUUUAAUGAAGUGCUAGAUUUAAAUCGGAACAAAUGACAAUCAAAAUGUUGAAUAUAAUGCUGUAUAAUUAGUGUGUGAAAUUCAGAAAAAGAAUUUUUAUUUCGUUAUGGUGUGCAUGUUUCACAAUGAUGACACCUAUUGAGGAGAAAAAAGAUGAUAAGAUCCGCAUGGGCAUGGUGCAAGUGUCGGACGGCAAGUCGCGGCCGCGGCCGGCGCGGCUGGUGCUCACCAUGGACGCGGUGACGGUGCAGCGCCCGGCGCCCCCGCCCGCGCCGCUGCCAGACCGCACCGUGCCGCACGCCAGGGAGCGGAUGGUGCAGAUCACACGGCAGAAGGUGGGAGGCCUUGGGCUGAGCAUCAAGGGGGGCGCCGAGCACAAGCUGCCCAUACUCAUCUCAAAAAUAUACAAGGAUCAGGCCGCGGACCAGACAGGGCAACUGUUUGUCGGAGACGCUGUCAUUAAAGUGAACGGGGAGUACAUAACGGCGUGCAACCACGACGACGCCGUCAACAUCCUGCGCAACGCCGGCGACAUCGUCGUGCUCACCGUCAAGCACUACCGCGCCGCCACGCCCUUCCUGCAGAAACAAGCUGAGGCGGCGUCGGACACCGACAGCAGCACCGGCGACGACCACCCCUCGCAUCACAACCAUCACAACAACCACACCCCCGCUCUCGACGACAACUGCAACUCCGAGCGCGCAGACGACGCCGGAUGGCAGAGUGCUUGGAGCGCGGAGGAGGGCAGCCGGCCCGCCUCGCGCCCUCCCUCCGCCGCCUCCGCCGGCAACAUUGUAGCUGUGUUGUUGCAGAAGAAGACGUUCACAGUGGUGCACGGCGGGCGCGCGGCGGGGCUCACGCUGGACUGGGCGAGCGGCUUCUCGCUGAGCGAGGGCACGCCCGGCGCGCCGCCCGUCUGGACUUACAGGUUUUCACAAUUAAGAGGUUCGAGCGACGACGGAAAAUCAAAGUUGAAAUUGCAUUUCCAGGACACGGAGACCAAAGUUAUCGAGACCAAGGAGUUGGAGUGCCAGAUCCUGCAAAGCCUGCUGUUCUGCAUGCACGCCUUCCUCACGGCCAAGGUGGCCUCCGUGGACCCCGCCUUCCUCGCCUCCAUACACCAGUCCAACUGAACCUUGAGUACUGAUUACUUUCGUUUUUAUAUCGAUAGUAUUUUCCCAGUGCGAUAACAACUUUAAGCACUAAGUAAUACAAUCGAAUUUUGAUUGAAUUUAUCAUUAAGCUUGUUUAAAAAAGAAUUGCUCAUGUUUUAAAUUUUUAAAUUAUAAACAAUGUUGUGAAAGAUUAACAAAGGUUCGUUUUCUGUAUGAUUAAUGUUUGAGAUAUAUAAAUGUAAAUGUUUAAUGUACAAUAGAUAUGUACAAUGUUUUUUUUUAAUAAUUAUUAGGAUCUGAUUAAGUAAGAAAAUAAUAAUUUACUUUUUACUUUAUUACUAAUCGAUUAAAAGUGUUAUGUGCUGUUGAGCCGAGGCCUAACGGAUGAUAAAAGCGAAUUUUCAUUGUUUAGCUUCACUUUACUUGUAUUUCGAAUGAAUUUUGAUUAUAUGUAUUUAUUUAGACUACUCUUUAUAUAUUUAAUUGCUGCCUGCAUGACUAGUCUUCCUCUAAAUCUAUAUUCAAGGAUUAUUUUAGGUUAGGUAUUUUUAGCUAGUUCAAAUUAGUUCUCAAUUAAUACUUUAUUUAAUGACUUGUUUUUGAAUAUACACUUUAAUGUAUCGAAUAUCAUAGAACUAUGUUCUUUUGGGUAGUAAAUGUAGGAGUCAAGUAAAAGUUAUUUUGUUUAGUUACUUUAGAGUCUACAAACAUUUACUUGUAACAGUACCUAACAUGUGUUGUAUUCAUUGCAUGAUACAUAACAUGUGUUAGUGAGAUCUUUUAAUUGUUUUCUCUCACAGUAACACAAUCUCAUUAUUUUUUAUUAAGCAAUUAUUAUUUUUAAUCUCAAUAUAAAUUAUUGACUGACUGCACCAAAGAUUUCAAGUAUUUUAUCUUUGUGAAUACUAAAACUUUCGCAUUUUGUUUAGAUUUAAGAAUAAUUAACACGUAAUUUGCAUUUAUUUAUAUAGCGUUUAGUAAUGUCGUUACCUUUAUUAGGCUUUGUAAGUUUCUAUUCAAUGCUCCUACGUUCAUAAACAUCAAGGACAUUACAAAUUCUUUGUGAAGUAGAUUGUAUAGUGGCUUGAAAUGUACACAUGAAUUUACAGUAUUCCAUACAUUUUUUUCUUAAUGACACAAAAUGAAAAUUUGAAUUAAUAUGUUAAUCGUUUUAGAAGUUUUAUGAAAUUUGAGUUUUGCCAUUCGGCCUAAAAAAUUCCGUGUGUACAUUUCACGUCGCAUUAGUGUAAGUGACUUUUGCGUUCGCGUCAUAUCAUUACAUAUAAGCAUAAAUAGUAACGCCAUAGCGUUGUCAUAUUUAUUAGAUUACUUUUAGAUGUUUGUUGUUUGAGCUAUAUUUUUCAUAUAUUUAUCUAAAUUGAUCUGCCCGAUGCAAAAUGGCUCUAUUUACUAGCGUAGUCAUAGUCCUUGACGAAAAUAUGUGCACGUUCAUAGAUGUUUGACACAAAUUGUGCUGUUAUUUAGCACGAUCUUAAGUUUAACGAGACAAUUAGUUAAUGCAAAGGUUUAUGUAUGGAUGUUUGUUAGAGUUUGUUGCCCAAACUGCUGCGGAUUGAUGUAAGGCAUAGAUGUUGAGGAUCUGGAAGAAAACAUAGGCAACUUACUUUUGUUUUUAACACGCGGAAGGAUUUGCGGGCGAAAGCUAGUAAUUAAAAUAAAAAUUACAAGAAUAAACAAAGACACAGUCUAUGUACGUGCAGAUGUGUUUGUUGGUUUGUAACUUUCUGUAGCGCAUUGAAUGUCCAUAUACGUCCCACGAAGAUUCUAUCACAUUAUAUGUUAGUUUAAUAAAUCAAAGAGUACUGUUAGCAGAAUAGUCCGGAGCGUCUUUUUUCUAUAUUUAUCUUAGUGAAACUAACAAUUUGCACAUAUCUUUUUCUAAUCUAACUUUUGAAAUAAAUGUAAUAAAAUAAGAUUUCUCAGUAGCGAUUGUAUGGGCAUUUAAAAAUGUAUUUUAACGAUUUUAUAAUGAUUAGUUUCGAAUACUAUUUAAAGUACUAAAUGAUGUUUUUUAAGCUUGUCACGUAAAUAUUUCAAUCAAAGAAUCUAGAAGCCUCAUUGAACGUGUAUCAUUUAUUCCGCUUAAAUUUGUGUCUAGAUCAUCUAAAAAAAAAACAUUUUCAUAUCACAACGUAAUAGAUAGUCGCAUACUCACUAUUUUCUAAAUCAGUUUUUUUUUCAUAUUUGAUCCUUUAGUAUUUUUACUACUAUUCUCUCCUCCUUAGUCAUUUCUUUGUCCUGUUUUGUCAAAUUGUUAACAUAUUAAGUUGUUACUUUAAGCGGAAUAAUGAUGAAAUAAUUAGUCAAUUUAGAAGAAUUCCUCAAGACUGAAGCAAGGAAGUGGGACUUUGUAUUUCGUACGCGGCCGUGUGCUAGGUUGUGUAGAGUCAAUUAUAAAAAGUACAUCACUGGAACAUUCCAACGAAAAUAAUAACACAUUGUAAAAGCCCAUUUGAUUAUAAUUAUCAAGAAGGUUAACGUCAAUUAGGAAAGAUAUGUUUUGCAUUGAAAAAUGCAGACGACAAAAUGUGCUUGUUCGUUUCAGAACACUUCAGAAAUAGUUACAUAUGGCCGCGAUCUCAUUCCCGUUUUCUCAUUAGAGCAAAAUAUGUCUUAGCGCGUUGUGAUAAGGUUUAAGAUUACUUGUUUCAAAGAGUUUUAUUUACAAUUCACUAUUUAUUCCUCUAUAGAUGUAGAUAGCUACGAUUAGUUAAGCUGGGAGCAACAUUUCACUAUAGUUGUUUACUUUCCUAGCUAUAAGGGUCUGCAUACUACGUUUAUUGUAAAACGUCAUUAUGAGCUGUUAGUGCAGAGUGAUUAGACCCUACAGUUUUAAUCUAAUAUGAAACUUCGAUUUAAUACAUCGAAAAUUAGAUACAUUAUAAAAUUGUAUUUAAAACGUAACUUGAACGAACUUAUAUGAAUUAAUUGUUCUAUUUAAUAUUUAUAUUAAGGUAUAAAAACAACUUUAAUUACUUGGGCAAGUUAUAGAAUCAUAAAUGUCGGUCCAAAUGUACGCAUGUAGCCGCCAAAUAAAUAAAUGUAGAUAGUUAUCAAUGUACUUAUUGUAUUUGAAAUUAACACAUUUGUACCUAUUUUAAUGUAUUCUUGUUUGCUCUGUUUAUGGUUUUAGCGUAAAGUAAAUAAACUCUCCAGUUACUUACAAGAGGGAAGAAAACAGUUAAAUAUAGGUAGAAGAUGCGUUUUACUUUGAAAUAAUUUGCAUUUGUUUCCGACCUCUAUCAUGUCAAUAUUUAAAGGUCAGUCAAUUUGGUAAAUCGCUCGAUCAUUGUCCAUUAACGUGUACAUAGUUCGGUCUCACGUCUAGUAACUAACAUCAAGACAAUAUUUAAAUGUAGGCAAUAAGUCUGCACGGAGCGGCCGUCACCUGCAAUACAUUCUACAAUGUAUACAGAUAUGAGAAUUAAAACCGGAGUCAGCCCUAACUUGCCAAGAAAUGUACACGUAAUUUCAAUUCAAAUGUUUUCUUAAACAAAAUUAACCUAAUAAAACUCAUGUUGUCAUAAUCUAGAUAAAUUUACGAACUUCAAUAAAGAAUUAUAUUAGUAAAACUUUGUUUUAAAAUUCGGCUUAAACCUGCGAGGCUGACUCCGGCUGUGAGCGUAGCUUGUAUACUGUGUCAGACUUGAAACCACGUAUUGUACUAGUUAGUGGUUAUAUGCCUAGUUACUUAUACCCAUUGUUGAUUAUAUACCUACGAUAUACCCAUU
This is a messenger RNA of Papilio polytes (common Mormon), 5182 nucleotides long. RefSeq names its product gamma-1-syntrophin (gene Syn2). The transcript is spliced from 9 exons. The coding region runs from base 441 to 1448 and encodes 335 amino acids. NCBI's taxonomy places the organism in Eukaryota, Metazoa, Arthropoda, Insecta, Lepidoptera, Papilionidae. Gene Ontology annotation, cellular component: dystrophin-associated glycoprotein complex; intracellular anatomical structure. The record is from RefSeq and is a predicted model, not a curated record. Gene Ontology annotation, molecular function: structural molecule activity; protein binding.